AAAAAAAAAAAAAAUUGGGUUCACUGCUCUUUCUGUGGAGAUGAUUUUUGGAGAGAGCCUUCCUUUUCACAAGAGUUUGCGUGUGGGUCGGCAGAUAAAACCACAUCCACAGUGCCACCACCACAUUCUCUCUUGGUCACGUGCAGUUUCCAUGUCACUGUUCAUGAAACAACCUCAUAGUCUCUGUAGAUACCUACCCUCGUCUACAUCUUUCCUAGGGAAAUAAAUAUGCUCUUUUGGUAGAGAGAUUGGCGUGUUGAAAUGGAACUGCAUGCAUGCUCGCUUUCCGAAAUUUAAACAAUACCGGAAAAACAAAAGAUGCAAGUGCCCAAACCCCAACCCAACAGCAAAGGGGAGGAACGAAAUGACGGGGAAAGAAGGGAAACGAAGCCCCACAACCCCCACCUGUGAUUUGCGAUUGCUUUUUCUGGGAAACAAUCUAUCAUCUAGCAUUUCUGCUGUUUUUUUUGUUGUUUUUGGUCAUUUCCUUCUUCUAUUCACUUCUUCCAUCCACAUCUCCUUUGUACCAUACCACAGCCCUACUCUUAUUGCUGCUGUCCUCCUUUCUCCUGCUACUGCAGUUCCUUUUCUGCUGGCCACCUUGGUUUUUUGGGGGCCCAUCAAACGAGGUUGAGGUCCUUCCCUUUUCGGACUUCCUUUAGUUUCUUUCUUUUAAGCCUCUGGACAAGUCUUUUUGCCUUCCAAGUUCCAUCACUGAUCGAGAAUUGGAAGAUUAAAAAGGAGUUAUCUUAUCGCGUAAUGGAGCUGGCAUUCAAUCACUGAACCUCUCUUUUGGACGCUUUUCAGAUUUUGUUUUCUUCUCUCUCUCCCCCUCUAUUUACUUUAUCCCUGCUCCCACUUCUCUCCCUUCCACUCAAGGUUCUACACUCGGAGGAAUCUCUCUCUCUGUCCAAAAAUGAGCUGCGUUCAAAAUUGGGUUUGUUGCCACAGGAAUCGGCAACUAAUCAUUUCCCUGCUCAUUCUCUUGGCUUCCAACUUCACCCAAGAAAGGUUCAUGGCUGAAGGUAGACUAGUGUCCAAGCUGGUUGGGGUAGUAGCUCAGACGUAUAAGGGGAGGGAGGAGAUGGUGGUGAUGAGAAAUCAGAUAGGCUCAAGGCCACCAAGAUGCCAGAGAAGAUGCAGCUCUUGUGGACAUUGCGAGGCAGUUCAGGUGCCUAUUGUUCCGCAGCUUCACAGCCACAGAGCAAGUCAUUUCUAUGCAGCCCCUACGGUUGAAUACUCCAGAGGCGACUACAUCUCCAACUACAAGCCCAUGACAUGGAAGUGCAAGUGCGGCAACGCCAUUUUCAAUCCUUGAUUGAUGUAAAACAAACAAGCAACGUGUUUGAGAACAAGAAAAAAUCACUUUUUUUGAACUGUGUAUAUGACAUGAUCAAUUCAACACCCUCCCUCUCCUACUCCAUGGCAGAGAAAUGAUAUGUAGAGUUGUUUUUUUUUUCUCUCUCUCUCUUCAAUUUCUUCUCUUCGUAAAUCACAUUGAACGGUCAAAUUA
Vitis riparia (riverbank grape) is the source of this 1513-nucleotide messenger RNA. RefSeq names its product EPIDERMAL PATTERNING FACTOR-like protein 2. Gene Ontology annotation, biological process: guard cell differentiation; stomatal complex development. NCBI's taxonomy places the organism in Eukaryota, Viridiplantae, Streptophyta, Magnoliopsida, Vitales, Vitaceae. Bases 917 to 1318 code for a protein of 133 amino acids. The transcript is spliced from 3 exons. The record is from RefSeq and is a predicted model, not a curated record.